AAAUAAUGUGGUAGCUGCUGUGUCAAAAAAUAAAUAAAAAUAAAAAUGUGGUAGCGAUAGCGAGCAAGGGCAAUCAAAAGAAAGAAAUUUACGAGAUCGAUCGUGGUGGUGGUGGUGUUGAAGCUUUUGCUGCAUCUUGCAAUUCUCAACCUUUCCGCUGAAUCUUUCUGCUAGUUGAUGCCGAACAAGUGAUACAGAAAUAAUCCAGUCAACCGUGUAACUAACUUAUGGCAGCACUUGUUUCUGGAGAGUUGCCACAUCAUGGUGCACCUGGUGGAAAUUCAAUAGAUAAGCAAGAAGAAACAUUGGGUCGCUGGUAUAUGUCUCGAAAAGAAAUAGAGGAAAAUGCCCCAUCUAGAAAAGAUGGAAUUGACUUGAAGAAGGAGACAUAUCUGCGCAAGUCAUAUUGCACAUUUUUACAAGAUUUAGGCAUGCGGCUUAAAGUGCCUCAAGUAACUAUAGCAACAGCCAUAAUAUUCUGUCAUCGAUUCUUUCUUCGACAAUCUCAUGCAAAGAACGACCGAAGGACAAUUGCCACAGUUUGCAUGUUUUUGGCUGGAAAGGUCGAGGAGACUCCUCGUCCUCUCAAGGAUGUUAUUCUUAUUUCUUAUGAGAUGAUUCAUAAGAAGGACCCUGCAGCUGCACAGAGGAUAAAACAGAAGGAUGUAUAUGAGCAGCAGAAAGAAUUAAUUUUACUUGCAGAGAGGGUUGUACUUGCCACUUUGGGUUUUGACUUGAAUGUCCAGCAUCCAUAUAAGCCCCUUGUUGAGGCCAUAAAGAAGUUCAAUGUUGCAAAGAAUGCCCUUGCACAGGUUGCAUGGAAUUUUGUUAAUGAUGGGCUGAGGACAUCACUCUGCCUGCAAUUUAAGCCACAUCAUAUUGCGGCAGGUGCAAUUUUCCUUGCUGCCAAGUUCCUGAAAGUGAAGCUUCCGUCAGAUGGAGAGAAGGUUUGGUGGCAGGAGUUUGAUGUCACCCCACGCCAAUUGGAGGAAGUUAGCAAUCAAAUGUUGGAACUCUAUGAGCAGAAUAGAAUUCCACAAUCACAAGGAAGUGAAGCAGAAGGGGCUGCUGCAGGGGGGCCAAGAGCUGCUGCAAAGGCUCCGGCAAUGAGUGAGGAGCAGGCCUCAAAACAAAAUUCAUCUCAUUCACCUCCUCAGCGCUCAUCUGUGGAAAAUAAUGCAGUUCCACUUACAAGAAAUGAAAACCAAAGCAAUGAUGGGAGUGCAGAAGUGGGCAGUGACAUUACUGAUCAUAAGAUGGACUUGGAAACCAGGGAUUCUCAGUCCUCAGAAAAGUUGCCCGAGAAAGAUAACCAGAGAGAAGCGGCAAAUAAAUCUAAAUCUGGAACUGAACGAACAGUUGUUGGAGACCAAGAUAAACUAGUUGGUACAAAGGAGGUUGCAGAAUCAGGAAGGAGUGAUGAUACAACAUCAUACAAGUCAAGUGGCAAUGUUGGUCGAAAUUUGGAGCUUCGUGAAGGCCCACUUGGUUAUUCACCCAAAGAAGCAAUCAAGAUGAUUGAUACAGACAAAGUAAAGGCCGCGUUAGAAAAAAGGAGAAAGGAACGAGGUGAAAUGACAAUAAAGAAAGAUAUAAUUGAUGACGAUGAUCUCAUUGAGAGGGAGCUUGAAGAUGGAGUUGAAAUGACAAACAAGAAGAUUGACAAAGACAAGGUAAAGGCUGCAUUAGAAAAAGGGAGAAAGGAACGAGGUGGAAUGACAAUAAAGAAAGAUGUAAUGGAUGAGGAUGAUCUCAUUGAGAGGGAGCUUGAAGAUGGAGUUGAAAUGACAAACAAGAUGAUUGAUACAGACAAAGUAAAGGCUGCGAUAGAAAAAAGGAGAAAGGAACGAGGUGAAAUGACAAUAAAGAAAGAUGUAAUGGAUGACGAUGAUCUCAUUGAGAGGGAGCUUGAAGAUGGAGUUGAAUUAGCAGUUGAGAAUGAGAAAAGUAAGCGAGAGAGAAGACAGAGCUGGUCUAAGCUUGAUGGCGAGGACCUUGAGGAAACUAGAGAUGAGAGUAAGUUGGGCGUGAAAGGGAAGUUACGGAAAGACAGGGAUGAAUUCAAUGCAGAAGAAGGGGAGAUGAUAGACGAUACUUCAUCCUUGUUGAACAAUCGCAAGAGAAAGAUGAUAGAUGAGGAUAUUCCCAGUCAACAACCAGAGAUGAAGAAACGUCUUGAUUCCAAUUAUCACAAUGAUCUUUCUGAAUAAGGAAUGAGAAGGGUAAAAUUUGGUUAUGCAGACAGGGAACACAUAGCGAAUGAAGAGAAAAAUAUUUGUUGAAGUGAGUAUUCUACUUUCCUUUAUUUGCUUAUUGUGUUAUGGAAUUGAUGACUCUGGUUGCUCUUGCUUACCUUCUGACAUUUCUUAAUUGUGGAACGGGAUACCUCAAUUUUGGUAGUGCAAUUAAUAGCUUAUGCUUUCUUUGGGGGGAAGUGUAUGUUAUGUGAAUUUCAUGCUAUUUCAUACCUGUUAA
Trifolium pratense (red clover) is the source of this 2475-nucleotide messenger RNA. RefSeq names its product cyclin-T1-3-like. Gene Ontology annotation, cellular component: nucleus; cyclin/CDK positive transcription elongation factor complex. Gene Ontology annotation, molecular function: cyclin-dependent protein serine/threonine kinase activator activity. The record is from RefSeq and is a predicted model, not a curated record. NCBI's taxonomy places the organism in Eukaryota, Viridiplantae, Streptophyta, Magnoliopsida, Fabales, Fabaceae. Gene Ontology annotation, biological process: positive regulation of DNA-templated transcription, elongation; regulation of transcription by RNA polymerase II. The coding region runs from base 228 to 2210 and encodes 660 amino acids. The transcript is spliced from 7 exons.